Molecule: messenger RNA, 771 nt
Organism: Penicillium roqueforti
Lineage: Eukaryota; Fungi; Ascomycota; Eurotiomycetes; Eurotiales; Aspergillaceae
Product: SDR family NAD(P)-dependent oxidoreductase
Exons: 4
Coding region: 1-771 (256 amino acids)
Molecular function (GO): oxidoreductase activity
Source: RefSeq, a predicted model, not a curated record
AUGUCGCUGCUUCAAGACAUUGUUGUGAUAAUCACCGGUAGCGCCUCUGGAAUUGGACUGGCAACAGCCACAGCAGCUCUAAGCCAAGGGGCGAGAAUUCUAGGUGUUGAUGUCUCAUCAGCACCUGUCUCACUCAAUGAACAUCCAAAUUACAAAUUCAUGCAAGGUGAUCUCACCCAUGAGACGACACCAAGGCAGGUGGUAGAGACCUGUAUCAAAGAGUUUGGUGGACGAAUCGAUGGUCUGCUCAACAUUGCUGGUAUCAUGGACCAGAAUUCCAGCGUUGAUAGUCUCUCAGAUUAUAUGUGGGAACGAUGCAUUGCAGUCAAUUUGACAGCUCCAGUGAAGCUCAUGCGUGAGGUUAUUCCUAUUAUGCGACAGCAACAGAGUGGUAGUAUUGUCAACGUCGGCAGCAAGGCAGCUACGAGUGGUGCUUCGUCCGGCGUUGCUUACACAGCUAGUAAACAUGGGCUGAUGGGCGCAACCAAAAAUGUUGCAUGGAGGUACAAACAAGAGGGAAUUCGCUGCAAUGCCGUUUGUCCCGGGGGAGUUCCAACCGGUAUAGUACAGGCCUCUGACCCAAGCACUUGGGACAAGGAUGCACUAGGAACAAUGUCUCUAAUUCACCAGGCACAUGCUGCUGAUAGGCAGAAAGGACUGGGGGUUGAGGCUGAGGAUAUUGCCGACUGUCUUCUAUUCCUGAUCUCUAGUCAGAGCAAGAGAAUUAACGGGGCAAUCAUUCCCAUCGACAACGCCUGGUCUGUGAUCUAA